Hemicordylus capensis (graceful crag lizard) is the source of this 2349-nucleotide messenger RNA. It is a transcript of the gene HMCES, whose product is annotated as 5-hydroxymethylcytosine binding, ES cell specific. The record is from RefSeq and is a predicted model, not a curated record. The transcript is spliced from 7 exons. NCBI's taxonomy places the organism in Eukaryota, Metazoa, Chordata, Lepidosauria, Squamata, Cordylidae. Gene Ontology annotation, biological process: DNA damage response. Gene Ontology annotation, molecular function: single-stranded DNA binding. The coding region runs from base 334 to 1329 and encodes 331 amino acids.
CACCGGACCGGAGCCGAAUGGAGAGGAGCGAAGCCCGCGCGCGACCCAGACACAGGCGCCGGAGGAAGAAGGCGCGAAAAGGCUCCGAGGGGGAGGGGCCGCUGCACUCUCCCCUCCCUCGGCCCAAGAAGUGGGAGCGAAGCCUCCCCUCUCCUUCUUCUCGCCCCGUCACGUGAGAGCGGAUCCAGCCUGUGUGUGGUGGCGGCAGGACUCUGUUGGGGGGAGCGUGCCGUUUCAGACGUGAUAGCAGCCCGCAAGACCACUGGUGAAUAAUGUGUGGACGCACAGCUGUUACUCUGGGAGCUGAGGGUCUCCGCCGUGCUUGUGAGUACCAUGAUAAUCAAGGGAGGAGAAUGCACCCUGAAUGGAAAAAUGCUGACAAAUAUAGUCCGUCCUACAAUAAGAGCCCACAAUCUAACAGCCCUGUGCUUCUUUCUCGACAACACUUUGAAAAGAUACUAUUUUUCAAGAUUUCUUUCUGCUUUAUCAAAGGAUGUCAGUUCUUCUGAACGUAUUCUUGUAGCCAUGCGUUGGGGGCUGGUUCCAGCCUGGUUCAAGGAAGCUGACCCAUCGAAAAUGCAGUAUAACACUUCCAAUUGUCGCAGUGAUACCAUGAUGGAGAAACUCUCCUACAAGGGACCUCUUGUCAAAGGCAAACGUUGUGUGGUGCUGGCUGAUGGCUACUAUGAAUGGCAACAGUGCAAUGGACAGAAGCAACCCUAUUUCAUUUAUUUCCCUCAGGCAGAACAAAAAAGGUUCAACAAACCAGAUGUGGAGGAGAACGAAGAUUCAGAUGGCCGGAGGUUACUCACCAUGGCUGGUAUCUUUGAUUGCUGGGAGCCCCUCAGUGGAGGAGAAACACUGUACAGCUAUACCAUCAUCACAGUAGAUGCUUCUAAAAGCAUAAGCUCCAUCCAUCACAGGAUGCCAGCCAUCUUGGAUGGAGAUGAGGCUGUUAGAAAAUGGCUGGAUUUUGCAGAAGUACCCACAGAGGAAGCCCUUGCACUUAUCCAUCCCACAGAGAACCUUCUCUUCCACCCAGUCUCAACCAUAGUGAACAACUCCCGAAACAAUACACCAGAAUGCCUUGUACCUGUUGAACUGGAUCUCAAGAAAGAGGCCAGAGUAAAUGCAAGUAGCAAAGUGAUGUUGAAUUGGUUAAAUGGAUCUCCCAAGAAAAAGGAAAAAGAUGACUUACCAAGAUGGUCCAGCCAGUUCAUCCAGACAGCAGCAACCAAGAGAACCAGUGCAAAUAUAAUGCACCAGUGGCUCAAGAAGGAAGAGGGGGAACCUUCUGCAAAGCAGUCAAAAACAUCAGUGACCUUUUAACCCUUUCACUUUAUUUGUAUGUAUACAGGCCCAGUAAACUUGUUCUUAGACAUGUGUGCUUGCUGCACUGAACAUUUAAAUUUGGCCGUCUACUUACUUGAAAUUGUGGUGUGGAAUUGCAAAUGUAGGAUGGUAGGAUCUGCAGUUCAACCACUGACAAGCAAAGGUUGCCUCUACCCCUACUCUAAACCCUUACAUGGAGAAAGCUAAUCACUUUUGAUGGUUUGAGCUCUGCUGCUGCUUCCACAGAAUGAAAGUAACUGCUAUUUUGGUGUGUUCUUGAACCAGUACAAAUGGCUUUUUGUCCCUGAACUUAUUUUACAAGACCUGAAAUGUCUGCUUUAUGCACUUUGCUUAUUUCGAAGGAUGGGCUGAAUCAGUGGAGAAACUGUUCCAAUAAAGAGCAAUAUCAGCAGCUAAUAUUUUAAUUGUAGUUGUCCAAAUCUGUAAUAAGAGGAUGAGUGGCAACGCUUCAAUAUGCUGGCACUGCAGGAGGAGUGAGAGUUUUGACCUGCCUUGUAAGCAGACAUAAAAUAAAUGAUAAUCAGUGGGAAUUAAGUGCCUCACACUACUAAAAUAGCUUUUGUGUUUAAACAAGUUUAAAUUGUUCAAAUUUCCUUCUCUUGGGUUAUUAGUUUUGAACUUGCCAGUAUUAAUCUUUGCGCAGGGGGUGGUAAGUGGGUAGAGAACCAAACAGCUGCAUCCACAAGUCUGCUUUGCAGCCACCUUGUCAAAGGAGGGACUCUGAAAGUGGAAUGGAAAGCAUUUAUGCUACAAAGAACACAAUUGCUCUUUUUAUGAGGGUGAGAAUUAUCUCUGAACUUGUUGGAAAAUGUCCUGUUAAAAGUUGAUCUACAGAAACGAUGAAAGCGAUUGUGUGUGGUGUUUGGUCUCAAGUGUUUUAAUAAGCAGUGAAAACUCUUACUAAAGCUGACCAUUUUAGUGAAGACUUUGGAAAGAGAGCAUUAGUUAGUUGCCUUUUAAACAAUGGUUGUAGAAAAUAAAAAGUAUUCAACUAGA